AUGGCGUGCGCCGGGGGAGCGGAGCCGUGUGGGGACGGCCGCGGGGACGAGAGGCCGGCGUGGGACAACAAGGGGCAGUACCUGCUGAGCUGCAUCGGCUUCGCCGUGGGCCUGGGCAACAUCUGGAGGUUUCCGUACCUGUGUCAGACCUAUGGCGGAGGGGCUUUCCUCAUCCCCUACCUCAUCGCCUUGGUCCUCGAGGGAAUCCCUAUCUUCUACAUCGAGCUGGCCAUCGGCCAGCGCCUACGGAGAGGCAGCAUCGGGGUGUGGACGGCCAUCUCGCCCUACCUGGGCGGAGUGGGGCUGGGCUGCCUCACCGUGUCCUUCCUGGUCAGUCUGUACUACAACACUGUCCUGACGUGGGUGCUGUGGUACUUGCUCAACUCCUUCCAGUACCCGCUCCCCUGGAGCUCCUGCCCACUGGACCUCAACCGCACAGGGUUGGAAGCCGAGUGCCAGGCCAGCAGCCCCGUGAGCUACUUCUGGUACCGGCAGACGCUGAACAUCACGGCGGACAUCAGCGACAACGGCUCCAUCCAGUGGCCGCUGCUGGCCUGCUUGGCCGCGUCCUGGGCAGUCGUGUACCUGUGUGUCAUCAGAAGCAUCGAAAGCCUGGGGAAGGCAAUUUAUUUCACAGCCCUGUUCCCUUACCUGGUCCUGACCAUCUUCCUUAUCAGAGGACUCACCCUGCCCGGGGCGGUCAAAGGGUUAAUCUACCUGUUCACUCCAGAUGUGCAGAUUCUCCAGAACCCGCGGGUGUGGCUGGACGCAGCCACGCAGAUAUUCUUCUCCCUGUCCCUGGCCUUCGGAGGACACAUUGCUUUUGCAAGUUAUAACCCGCCUGGGAACAACUGUGAGAAGGAUGCGGUGACCAUCGCCCUGGUCAACAGUAUGACUUCCCUCUAUGCAUCCAUCGCUGUGUUCUCCGUUUUGGGAUUCAAGGCAGCCAACGACCAUGGGCGUUGCCUGGACAGGAACAUCCUCCAGCUCAUCAAUGCGUUUGACUUCCCUGAGCAGAGCAUCUCCAGGGACGACUAUGUUGCCGUCCUCAUGCACCUGAAUACCACCCAGCCCGAGAGGGUGGCCAGGCUCCCCCUGGAGGUUUGCCACCUGGAAGACUUUCUGGAUAAGAGUGCCUCCGGCACAGGCCUGGCCUUCAUUGUCUUCACGGAGGCCAUCCUCCACAUGCCGGGGGCCCCCGGGUGGGCCGUGCUGUUCUUCGGGAUGCUGUUCACCUUGGGCCUGUCAUCCAUGUUCGGGAACAUGGAAAGCAUCAUCACGCCAUUCCUGGAUAUGGGGAUCAUGCGCAGAUCCGUCCCCAAGGAGGUCCUGACCGGCCUGGUCUGCCUGUUCUGCUUCCUCUCUGCGAUCUGCUUCACGCUCCAGUCGGGCAACUACUGGCUAGAGGUGUUUGAUAACUUCGCCGCCCCCCUGAACCUCAUCAUCUUCGCCUUCUUCGAGGCGGUCGGGGUCGCCUAUGUGUACGGGAUGCGCCGGUUCAGUGAUGACAUAGCCUGCAUGACCGGGAGGCGGCCUGGUCUCUACUGGAGGCUGACCUGGAAGGUUGUCAGCCCGCUGCUGCUGCUGAGCAUCUUCGUGGCCUACAUAGCUGUCCUGGCCUGGACACCGCUGAGCUACAGGGCCUGGAACACCCAAUACGCACGGUUCCCUUCACGGCAGGAGAAGUCCUACCCGGGCUGGGUGCAGACCACGUGCGUCCUCCUGUGCUUCCUGCCCUCGCUGUGGGUCCCAGCUGUGGCACUGGUCCAGCUGCUCGCCAAGCGCAGACGGAAGCAGGACCCCUGGCAGGACAGGUGCCUGAAGCUGCAGGACAGAGGGGCCAGCUGA
Mirounga angustirostris (Northern elephant seal) is the source of this 1848-nucleotide messenger RNA. It is a transcript of the gene SLC6A18, whose product is annotated as solute carrier family 6 member 18. Gene Ontology annotation, cellular component: plasma membrane. Bases 1 to 1848 code for a protein of 615 amino acids. Lineage: Eukaryota; Metazoa; Chordata; Mammalia; Carnivora; Phocidae. Gene Ontology annotation, biological process: sodium ion transmembrane transport. The transcript has 12 exons. The record is from RefSeq and is a predicted model, not a curated record.